CAACUCACGCUUUUGACGUUUCAUGCCCAAACCCGCCCAGGACAUGAUGAUCCCGCUGUGGAUUCUAGCCCUGACAUGUCUCUGUCUGUGUCUAUAGACCGGCACUGAACCGGCUCUCACUCCUCACUAACCCUGAGCUCAAGCACUUUAUGUACAGCUAGCAGAGUAUAUGUUGAAUAAUCUUAUGUAGAAUAGCCAAUUUACCUCUAUUUGCACAGAUAACUACCAAUAUGGCAACAGAAAGUUGUUUAAGCAGUUCUCAGAUCAACAAGGUUGACAACGAAAAACUGGUAAGACCCAAAGUACUGUUGAAAAGCCUGUUAGAGGAUGCAGGUGCAGAUAAGGAGGUUUUCACCAUGAAGGAGGUUAUGUUUUAUUUGGGGAAGUAUAUCAUGAGCAAGGAGUUGUAUGACAAGCAGCAGCAACACAUCGUACACUGUGGAGAGGAUGCUCUCGGGGCUAUCCUGGGGGUGAAAAGCUUCUCGGUCAAAGAGCCCCGAGCCCUCUUUGCAAUGAUCAGCAGAAACCUAGUUGCAGUGAAAAACCCAGAGACUCAGUCUACCUUCUCUGAACCCAGGAGUCAAAGUGAACCGGACAGAGGCCCUGGGGACACAGAUUCUGAUUCUCGCUCAUCUACCUCACAACAGCAGCGCAGGAGGAGGAGAAGCAGUGAUCCUGAAGGUUCCUCCACAGAAGAGGAGCCCCGAGAGUGCAGGAAGAGGCACAAGUCAGACAGCUUCUCCCUGACAUUUGAUGACAGCUUGUCAUGGUGUGUGAUCGGAGGCCUGCACCGAGAGAGGGGGAACAGUGAGUCUUCAGAGGCACAGAUCAAUCCUGAUGUAGGUGGAUCUCACAAUGAGAACAGUGAAGAGAGUGAGGACUCUGAAUUAGACUCUGACUCUGAUAACUUCAGUGUGGAGUUUGAGGUGGAGUCCAUUGAUUCUGAUGCUUACAGUGAGGACGAUGAAGAUUCAGUGCCUGGAGAAAAUGAGGUGUAUGAAGUGACAAUUUUUGCUGAGGAUGAAGACUCAUUUGAUGAGGAUACUGAGAUAACCGAGGCAGACUACUGGAAGUGUGCCGAGUGUGAUGAGCUCAACCCUCCUCUUCCUCGACACUGCAAAAGCUGCUGGACCGUUCGACCUGGCUGGCUUCCAGACACACAAAUAUGUGAAAACACACAAAAUGGCACAGAAGACACCAGCAUCACUACACCCCCCAGCACUGACAGCAACUCGCCCUCAAAUGCCAAACAGCUACCUUCCAAACCCUCCAGCCCUCUCCCAGAAACAGAUGAAGGAGUGGACGUACCCGACGGUAAGUGCUCGCAAUCUCCCGCCAUGGCCAAAGACGAUCUUCCCUCUGGCGCCUCCGGGUCCGUGACUGACUCUCAAAAUACAUCUUCCCAACCCUCCACCUCUUCAGGGGCCAGCAGCCAGGAAGAGACCCCUGAACUGGAGCGCUACAACAGCCUGGAGGCCUGUCUGCCCACCACCUGCCUAGAGCCAUGCGUCAUAUGUCAGAGUCGUCCCAAGAAUGGCUGUAUUGUCCACGGACGAACUGGACACCUUAUGGCGUGCUAUACCUGCGCCAAGAAAUUGAAAAACCGUAAUAAGUUGUGUCCGGUGUGCCGAGAACCCAUUCAGUCGGUCGUACUGACCUACGUGAGCUGAGGCACAGCAAAUAUACCUCGUCUUUGCUCUCAUGAAGUUUGGAAUGGUCAGAUGUUGCCUUGCCUUGUAUUAUAUGCCUUAUUAAUAUUUUGUGUGAAAGUCAAUUUGUAAUAUGUUUCUUAUUGAUUGAAAGAAUUUUAUUUAUAACUUUGACAAGCGAGGUUUCUCAAAUGCUGGGUUGCGAAUUCACACUGCUUAUGUUAUAGGGGUUGGGUUGAGUUUGGGGUAGAAACUUAACAAUUGUAAAGAUUACAUUUUGGAUUUGUAAUGAAUUCAUAACUAAUCAAAAUGUAUAAAUAUUAAAGAGUAUAACUAUUUUUGUGAAUUGCUCAUAAGCAUCUUGAUUAUAUAAUUGUUAAUUUAUGUUCAUGCUGAUGUGUAGUUUUCCUCUGAUAUUAUUGUAAUUUCAGUUGUUUGCUACAAUUAAUUGUUCCUGAGUUGUUAGUUAACCCCCAGUUGCUGAAAGUCUUGCAAGAGUCGCAUGCCUCCUUUCUCUCACCGUGUUUAUUUGGAGUCCCUCAGAAACCCUACACCUAUCCGAAAACCUAACCUUCCACUAAGUCUAAACAUAAACAUAACCUAACAGUGAAUGAGACUCUCACGAGACUUAAGCUGCUGGAAGGUUACCUUCUAGACACAGCGGAGUUGGAGCUCUUGAGAUGACCCUUUAAAACUGUUGUUCCUUAAAGGAAUUGCACCAUUUUCUGCUGCAAAGACUCUAUCCUAUAUUUGAGUGAAGCAUAAUAAAUGAUAAUUUUGAUGCUCUUCUUCGUUUCUACAGUGCCAUUGAAUUUCAGCAUUUCUUCCUCGAUUUUUAAAGAUUUUGAUUUUCUUUAGUGUAAUGGGUUUAAGAGUAAACAGUGGGCAUGGGGGUUAAUGUGACUGGUGUCAGAUUUGUACGCUAUUAUUUGUUGAGCCGUACACAGUGGUCACCUAGAGAGCUUUGGUCACCAGGGAACCCACUUUU
Messenger RNA from Xyrauchen texanus (razorback sucker), 2637 nucleotides. RefSeq names its product E3 ubiquitin-protein ligase Mdm2-like. The record is from RefSeq and is a predicted model, not a curated record. Gene Ontology annotation, cellular component: nucleus. Gene Ontology annotation, biological process: negative regulation of apoptotic process; regulation of cell cycle. The transcript is spliced from 11 exons. Bases 231 to 1670 code for a protein of 479 amino acids. Gene Ontology annotation, molecular function: ubiquitin protein ligase activity; identical protein binding. NCBI's taxonomy places the organism in Eukaryota, Metazoa, Chordata, Actinopteri, Cypriniformes, Catostomidae.